This is a messenger RNA of Arabidopsis thaliana (thale cress), 1723 nucleotides long. RefSeq names its product ARM repeat superfamily protein. The transcript has a single exon. Gene Ontology annotation, molecular function: ubiquitin-protein transferase activity; ubiquitin protein ligase activity. NCBI's taxonomy places the organism in Eukaryota, Viridiplantae, Streptophyta, Magnoliopsida, Brassicales, Brassicaceae. Gene Ontology annotation, biological process: defense response; protein ubiquitination. Bases 316 to 1623 code for a protein of 435 amino acids. The record is from RefSeq and is marked reviewed.
CUGAGAUUUAGUCCACAAUAAUUAACUACAGAACUAACCUCAACGAACUAAUCAACUGAAAGUUCUUUUAUUCCUUGAAAAAUUCAAUGGUCAAAAGUUUCCAGUCCCUAGACCAACACAACUUGCAAAUUAGACCUAAUUAAACCUUCCUCAUUCUCUCUUUUCCCCUAAUUUUGACCAACAAAUAUUGACUUAGAAAAAAAAAACCAUUACAUAUAAAUAUAAUCUCAUCCCAACCCAAAAUCUUAAAACCCAAGUCAAUACUAUUGACGUCAACCAAAACAAAAAAGUCACUAUUUUUGCAUUUUACAAAACAUGGGUUUUUUAUGGAGAACGAGAUCUAACGAGAAGAAGAUAACUCCGGUUUUGAGUUGGCCGGAAUCAGAACCGGAGUCAGAGAUAACAAUUCCACCGGAGUUUCAAUGUCCAAUCUCGAUCGAUCUAAUGAAAGAUCCAGUAAUAAUCUCAACAGGCAUUACUUACGACCGCGUAAGCAUCGAAACAUGGAUCAAUUCAGGCAACAAAACAUGUCCAGUCACGAACACUGUCUUAACCACGUUCGAUCAAAUCCCAAACCACACGAUUCGUAAGAUGAUUCAAGGAUGGUGCGUGGAGAAAGGAUCGCCGUUGAUUCAACGUAUUCCGACGCCACGUGUCCCUUUAAUGCCAUGUGAGGUCUACGAGAUUAGUAGAAAAUUAUCGUCUGCGACGCGGCGUGGGGAUUACGAGAAAUGUGGGGUGAUUAUUGAGAAGAUUAAGAAGUUAGGGGAUGAGAGUGAGAAAAAUCGAAAGUGUGUUAAUGAAAACAGCGUCGGAUGGGUUCUUUGUGAUUGUUUCGACAAGUUCUCGGGAGAUGAGAAAUUAACGUUUAUGUUGAAUGAGAUUUUGUCUUUGCUGACGUGGAUGUUUCCGAUUGGUUUAGAGGGUAUUUCGAAACUCGCGUCUGCGACAUCAUUUCGUUGCGUGGCGGGUUUGUUGAAGAGUACGGAUGAUUCCGUUCGUCAAAACGCCGCGUUUAUUAUGAAGGAGAUUCUCUCAUUAGACGAAACGCGAGUUCACUCGUUUGCGGUUGAGAACGGAGUCGCCGAAGCGUUAGUAAAGUUGAUUCGCGAUUCGGUUUCGUCUAGUUCAACAAAAUCUUCGUUGAUAGCGAUUUAUCAAAUGGUGUUGCAAAAGCCUGAAAUCGCGUCGGAGUUUCUCGAAAUUGGUUUGGUGAGUAUAACGGUGGAGAUGAUCGUUGAUGCCGAGAAUAGCGUUUGUGAAAAAGCGUUAGCGGUUCUUGACGCGAUUUGCGAAACAGAACAUGGUAGAGAGGAAGUGAGGAAAAAUGCGUUGGUGAUGCCGCUUUUGGUGAAGAAGAUUGCGAAGGUUUCUGAAUUAGCGACUAGGAGCUCAAUGUCAAUGAUUUUGAAGCUGUGGAAAACAGGAAACACGGUUGCGGUUGAAGAUGCGGUGCGUUUGGGCGCGUUUCAGAAGGUGUUGCUUGUGUUGCAAGUUGGGUAUGGAGAAGAGACUAAGGAGAAAGCGACAGAGUUGUUGAAGAUGAUGAAUACACAAAUGAAAUUGAUGAGUGAUUGUGUUGAUUCUUUAAAAGAGUUUAAGUAUAUCAAAAAGCCAUUUUGACAUAAACGACAGAUUAGAUUUCAACUAAUAAUACAAAAACCUUUGAAAGAAACAUUGAAUCUUGGGGAUCAAGCAAAUAUUUUGGGCCCCCAACAAUGGU